GGAGUCAGUCAGUCAGCGCUCAGCCGCCCAAGAGAGAGGAGUUGGAGGAAAGAAGAAGGAAAUAAAGAGUGCGAAGGAAAGGCUGAUAAAUAGAGGAGAUAGAGAGAAUAUUGAUAAACGAGGAAAUAAGAGAGAAAAUAUAACAAGAGACGAGGAGAGCUGAUUGGUCAAGGCCGUGACGUCACCACUUCCCCGGCACCUGAUUGGCCAAGAGAAGCAUCACGUGACCAUGCGCUGGUGACGUCACGAAUCCAAGAUGGCGAUCGAGGGGAUUGUGGGAUUAUUUCUGCUGCUGCUGCUUGACGGAGCGGGUGGAGACGAACCAGUAGCGAUGGGGGUAGAAGUUCCGGGCGUGACAGGUGUGGGGGGAGCUGCCAACCUUACCUGUCACCACCACCUCCCCACGGCACACCUGUACACGCUGAAGUGGUACCAUAAUGACUCAGAAUUUUACAGAUAUGUUCCCAGUGAUGCCCACAGCCCCGUGUUUACCAGGAGUGUGGUGCAGUUCAAGGCGCAGGAGGCGUGGCGCGGGGAGAGGGGCGUCACACUCACUCUCUCGUCUCUCACUUCCUCCGCUUCAGGAGAGUACAAGUGUGAGGUGAUAGCAGAACAUCCCUCCUUCAGGACAGAGACAAGGGCUGCGUCUAUGCGCGUGGCAGGUGAAGAGAGGGGUAACCACACCUGCAAAUACUGGACUUCCUCUGCACGUGUCUGAAGAGCAGGUAAGGAGAGGAGGGGGGUACUGAGGGUGGAGUGUGGAGCAAGGGUGGCAGGGAGGGAGGUGAAGACCCGCUCCACCCUCUCCCUCACCCCCCUCUCCACCCCCACCAUGACACCACCACCAGCGCUGCCACUACUACUACUACUACUACUACUACUACUACUACUACUACUACUACUACUGUUGUUAUUUUGUGUAUGGCAACAACUCUACAACAACAAUUACUAGUACCACUACUACUACAACAACAACUACUACUACUACUACUACUACUACAAUUACUGGCAUAGUCACCCCCCUCUACUCCGAACCGACAACCACCAUCACCGCCUAACGUGUCCAUCCAAAUACCAAACAACAGUAAUAAUAAUAAUAAUAAUAAUAAUAAUAAUAAUAAUAAUAAUAAUGAUAAUAAAUGGUGGAAGGUUUUAUGAAAUUAUUAUUAUUAUUGUUUAUUUUUAAAGACUCAUUUGAAUUCCCGUACCGACGCCAUCUUGUUUUCUUUUCGUUCCUUUAAGAAGAAAUAUGUACUGUAAAAUUCAAUAAUAAAAACGGUGGUAGUAACAUUUUA
Molecule: messenger RNA, 1295 nt
Organism: Scylla paramamosain (green mud crab)
Lineage: Eukaryota; Metazoa; Arthropoda; Malacostraca; Decapoda; Portunidae
Exons: 8
Coding region: 257-718 (153 amino acids)
Source: RefSeq, a predicted model, not a curated record